CCUUGCUUUGCGUUCUCAUACUGUGACAGCGGCAAUUUCGUUUCCAUUGUACGAACCCUCAAGGUGCUGUUGCUGAGGCGUUCAUAGCUUUGCCUAUCACCCCUUGCAACAGGUAAUACAUGUAUGUUUCUCUAAUGGCCGCGGAGUAGUCUACCUGGCUUUCUUCGGCGGUAACAACGACAGAUGGCAGCACUUUUCCUCUUGCCGAUCGCCCCACGAUCUACCCACGAAUGUAUGAGCCCAUUCCCACUCUGCCUAUCAGCCGCACCCAGUCGCAUGAUCCGCUGCUACUCCUCCUGGUUUCCUGCAUCACAGACCAUCAUGACGAGCGCGUUCGCCCAUUGUCGGCCUCAGAGUACAGUGGGCAGACGUUAUCUGAAUGGAAAAGACGGAUUGGCAUGUAAAUCGAGAGACAACGUGCGGCUUUCCUUCAGCCAAUGUGCUCUUUUGGGCGACAGCGACAUAUCGUACAACUGAGAUGUUUGUCGCGAUUUCCGUGCCGUGAUGCUUGAAUUCAU
Molecule: messenger RNA, 518 nt
Organism: Guyanagaster necrorhizus
Lineage: Eukaryota; Fungi; Basidiomycota; Agaricomycetes; Agaricales; Physalacriaceae
Exons: 1
Coding region: 184-477 (97 amino acids)
Source: RefSeq, a predicted model, not a curated record